GACACAUUCGCGUUCGUGGGGUUUGCUCAAACAGGCUUCAAAACGAACGCCGGUUUCAUGUCUACACUCCGUUCCCGCGAACGGUGCUGCACAAGGUGCGAACGGUUGGAGUUGGAGAGUCAAAUGUUUCGGUGGCUGCACUAAAUGCAAAGGCGCAGUGUUGCACUAAAUUCUCUUCCGGUGUUGCACUACAAAUCCUGUGCGGAUGUCUCCCUUGCGUAUCUGGCUAAAGCUUGGGCCUGCUUCAAAGCUCAAGUGCCCCAAGCCCCGGUCCCGCCAUGUCGACGUUCCGCAUCAGCCGCCAUGCCGCUGCUGCCAAGAAGGCAGUGGAACGCAUGGGCAAGUGCAAAGCGUGGCAGGUGUAUCUCUUCACUUUCUGUGAUGUGUUGUCGCACUUGAUGGUGCUUCUUUUAGCAUGGGUGUCGACUGCCUAUGUAAUCAUCCCGUAUUUUGCCCUUCACUAUGCCUUGGCUGCCUUGCGAGCACCCGACCUUUUGGAUCCCUUCAAACGCCCCAUCACUAUGCUGACGCCGCAGAAGGCUUCCGCCUUCAAAUUGGGAGGAAAAGAUGAGUCCUGGUUUGGUGGAUGUGGCUUCUACCUGGUGAGCUAUGCGAUCCGCACCUUGGUCUUCUUCACCAUCAACGCCGUGGUUCUGACAAACGGACCAAAGAAGUCGACUGAACAGGCAACGAAAGAGAUGUGCACGCGCUCAGACAUUGACUGCGAGAGAUUGCCCAAAUGGCUGCAACAGGAAUGUGCAGUGGAUCCAGAGGUGUAUUUCUCUUGCUUUCAGAAGGUUGGAUGGUAUCUAAGUGCCAGCUGCAAUACCAGGGCGGCACAGUGCAGCUUGCAGGCUGACAAGAGCUUUGAAGUCAUCCUAGAAGAGAUCUUAUGCUUUGUCUUCAUGUUCGUCCUUCCCUUCGCGGCUUUCCUGUUGGCCGGUGUUGGGUGGCUCUGCUGGAUACCACAGAAACUCUGCUGUGACGCGGACGACACAUUCGCAGAACGUGUCCUGAAAGAUGAAGAGUUGCAGUUGUCAGAGACGGCCUCAGCCCCUCCAUCUGCGAUGCAGAGAGCCUCGGUCACAAUGGAAGUGGCCUUCUCUUUCAUAGACGUCUUGUCUGAUUUGAAUUGCAUCGUCGCCUAUGUCUUGACGGGCAACCUGAUGUUCGCUGCUUGUGCACUGAUGAUUUUCCUAGGGUCCUUCCUGCAAGAAAUUUAUGGUGCUGGUGUUGGGGAUCUUCUGGAAGCUUGCAGGGAUUCCAUGGCCACUGGCCAACUCUCUGACAGAUAUUACUACAUCACUUUGCCCGAAAAGGUGUUUGAAGCGCCACUUUCACUCUUCUUGCAGGUCUACACCUUUAUCUUCGUCAUGGAUUCACCCUACGCAGGACUCUCCUUCAUUGGCUCGAUGCUCCUGAGCCUUCGCUCGAUCACAAGGAUGGAAUACGAAUUGCUGCAUUUGGACUUGAUGGAGAUCGUCUUGGACACCGGUGCAGGCACGCCUGCCGAUGCCACAGCCGAUGCCAUAGGUGACCUGGGCGCUGAGCCAUAGGUGACCAAAGGAGGCCAAAGGAGUCACCGGAAACCAACUUUGAUCUUUGAUGUGAAGGACUCCACCCA
Molecule: messenger RNA, 1624 nt
Organism: Durusdinium trenchii
Lineage: Eukaryota; Dinophyceae; Suessiales; Symbiodiniaceae
Source: the annotation of a GenBank genome assembly